Messenger RNA from Maylandia zebra (zebra mbuna), 1335 nucleotides. The record is from RefSeq and is a predicted model, not a curated record. Lineage: Eukaryota; Metazoa; Chordata; Actinopteri; Cichliformes; Cichlidae.
CACUGAACACAAACGCACCUGUUUUCACGCUCAGAAACUUUUAGCUGUAUUGAAAAACUUCUCUUUAAACUCCUCGGCAGGGUUUAAACUGGGAUAUUCUGUUUUGGGGAAAUCUCACCAUCCUAUGGAUAUUUCUCAAACUCGGAACAUUGAAGCGGAAAUGGCUGCUCGGACAUCUGAGCGUCUCUGCUGGACUCACUGUGUCUGCAGGAGGUAGUUUAAAGCAAAGAGGGACCACCGACUGGACAUCAAACACAUCAUCACAGAUGUGUGCUCAGCAGGAUGUGCAGGCGAAGCUUGAAGAGGACGUCACUCUUCAGUGUCAGAUUUCCACAGAUGAAAGAAUCUCGGUGUUGAAGUGGAGCAGAGCUGACCUGAACACAGACGGCUACGUCUACUUCUACAGGAACAAACGCUCCUAUGAAAACUACCAACAUCCAUCUUUUCAUGGCCGAGUGAAGCUGAAGCACCCAGAGAUGAAGGAUGGAGACGUUUCUGUGAUCCUGAAGAAGGUCACGUUUAAUGACACUGGGAUGUAUGAGUGUCACAUAGCUGUGAGGAACCCUGUGAGAAGUAAAAGAGUUCACACUGAGAUCAGUCACUUCAUCAACCUCACAGUCACAGCUCUUCAGCAGAAUAUGCAGGCGACGCUCGGAGCAGACGUCACUCUCCAGUGUCAGAUUACUACAGAUGAAAGAAUCUCAGUGCUGAAGUGGAGCAGACCUGACCUGAACACAGACGGCUACGUCUACUUCUACAGGAACAAACGCUCCUAUGAAAAUUACCAACAUCCAUCUUUUCAUGGCCGAGUGAAGCUGAGGGACCCAGAGAUGAAGGAUGGAGACGUUUCUGUGAUUCUGAAGAACGUCACAUUUAAUGACACUGGGAUGUAUGAGUGUCACGUAGCUGUGAGGAACCCUGUGAGCAGUAAAAGAGUUCACACUGAGAUCAGUCACUUCAUUGACCUCACAGUCACAGGUGAAGUGCAUGAAAACAUGUUGGAGAAGCACAUCAUGGAAAGAGAAGAUGCUGAUGGAAACACUGAGGUUGAACAGGUUGAAGCACAGACUAUCCUGAUUGUUGCUGCUGUUGGUGCUGUCAUUGCUGUUGCUGCAGCUGUUGGUUUGUUAGUGUUGCUUCUUAAGAGAAAUAAGAAGCAGCAUCACAUCCUACUGAGGAAGAAUCAGUCCUGCUGAUUACAAAUAACCGCCAUAAGGAUUUAAAUAUAUUUAAUUUAAAGUGAAAAUGAUAAGAUCACAAACUGUUUGUUUAUUAGAUGAUAAUUUGUAACCAUUAAAACGAUUAACCACUGUCCUCACAUAUCUAUCAUAAAAA